CGUUCUGGAUGAGGAGUUGUAACACAUCUUCUUUGUUUUGCGCGCGUCUACAUUUGAGAGUUUGAUCAGUUAUUUGAAUUCGGACGAGCGUACAAGAAGUAUCAUUUUGUUUUAUCCGAAAAACGAAGUGUAUUUUCUCUUCUUCUAAAAGAAGAGACAUUGAACUCAGGACUUUAUGUGAAAUAGUGCAGUGACGUUAACGCGCAGAAAUCAUCUUGCGAGGGUGUAAUUAUUAAAUGUGACGGAUAUUUCGCUAAAAAACAAAAGCGAAAACAGAAGAACAUCACGCAAGUGCUUUUACGAAAUGCCACAGUGUUUGUAAAGAAAUAGAUAAGGAACAUAAAAUAAAAGUGGGCUUCGUAGUGUUGCGGCAAUAAAUAAGAACGCUAUAAGUGUAUUGUAGUGUCAAAAUGCUUGUCGACGAGAUGCCGCACAUAAAAAAGAACAAUCACAAUUACAGUCAUUGCCCGUUGAAAAAACGGCCGUUUUACUAUACAUCUGAGGAUGGAGAAGAAACCGAGACUUCCGAAGUUAAAGAAGAGAUAAUUGAUGUAGGUGUAGACGAUAUUCCCGAGCCUGAAAACCUUAGCACGAAACCGGAGGAUCUCAGUAGAACCGCAGCAGAUCGUCACCAACAAAAACAAGAAGAGCAAGAAGAAUGCGCGUCCAGAACGCCACCACCGAUCAUCAAAGUCUUGCCGUCUCCACCGUUAACAAUACAAUCGUCUCCGCCACCUCAUCAUCCGAUACAUCACGUUCACGCGCUACAUCAUUAUCACCAUUAUCCGACCAAGACUAUCACGCCACCGGCGGGAAUCGCGCCGAUCCCUGUGGCGAAAAAAGCGCGAGUCGAGGUGAUACAGCACAACGACAACUCGACGACGCCGACGGCGGGUAUGACAGCGACGUCGGCACCACUGCAUUUCAUGGCAAGCAAGGCACCUCUGGAGCCAUUGAAUCUGAACACUCCGGUGGAACCGCUAGCCCAUUACGCUACCCCGGCCUGGUCUCGCCCGCCGAUAUAUCCGUCACACUAUCUCUCGUAUCCUGCACCUGCUUAUCAUCGCUAUCCGGCAGAAUUAUACUCGUACCCCGUGGCGACGUAUCCACAUUCAUCUCCGGAACAUCAUCCGUCAGUUUCGCCACCACCUCACACCGCACUUACUUGUCCAACAAUUCAAAGACCAAUCGCCAGGCCUUAUUCUCACUGGUCCACCAGUCCGGAUCAUUGUGGUUUGUCACCCACAAGUUCCGUAGGAUCGGGCUCGCUUCGAUCUCCGCCUCCCGUAACUCCGGAAGAUCUCUCCUCUCCCGGUAGUGACAGCGGUAGGUCGUCAGCGGGUAGCACUUCCGCCGGACAUACGCUUGUAAACACGAAAAUGGAAAAGAGCGGAUCGAAUGCUAGCCCGGGCACGUCAUCGAGCACGACCGCGUCCAGGUAUUCGUGUCCAGACUGCAACAAGUCGUAUUCCACUUAUUCGGGUUUAUCGAAGCACCAGCAAUACCACUGCUCCGCCGCGCAAGGCCAGGCAAAGAAGUCUUUCUCGUGCAAGUUCUGUCAGAAGGUGUAUGUCAGUCUAGGCGCGCUCAAAAUGCACAUUCGCACGCACACGCUACCCUGCAAGUGCCACACAUGCGGUAAAGCGUUCUCUCGACCAUGGCUGCUUCAAGGUCACAUCCGGACGCACACAGGCGAGAAGCCCUUCAGAUGUCAACACUGCAAUCGCGCGUUCGCCGACAGGAGCAACCUCAGGGCUCACCUGCAGACCCAUAGCGACGUCAAGAAAUAUUCCUGCGACAGGUGCAGCAAGACCUUCAGCAGGAUGUCGCUGCUUACAAAACAUCAGGAAGGAGGUUGUCCUGGCGUUCCAGUAUCGGUUGGUUAUCCCUGUUAAAAGGUUUCGCGUUUGUGUGAUCAGAACAAUUUUUAUGUGCGUUUGCUCGAUUUUAUUCCGCAAAGUUUCAAAGUGCCUUAGAAUGCAGUACAAACAACGAGAUAUAGUGAAAUCUAUAUGGUGAACUGUUCGCAAAAUAUCUUUUUUAAUCUUUAUGCUAUUGAUUGACUAGCUUUUUUUCUCAAUUUUUAUAUCAAGAUUUUUUUUCUCUUAUUAAGAAAUUUGUUUCUUCAACACUUGAUUACGAAAAUAAUCAAAUUUUACCGUAUUAAUUUUGAUAACACAGAAUGUCAGAAGAGUUAAUACAUUCACACAUAUUUUAGAAUCAUAUCAAACUUUA
Messenger RNA from Pseudomyrmex gracilis, 2235 nucleotides. Its product is annotated as zinc finger protein SNAI2-like. Lineage: Eukaryota; Metazoa; Arthropoda; Insecta; Hymenoptera; Formicidae. The coding region runs from base 411 to 1895 and encodes 494 amino acids. The transcript is spliced from 2 exons. The record is from RefSeq and is a predicted model, not a curated record. Gene Ontology annotation, biological process: regulation of DNA-templated transcription. Gene Ontology annotation, molecular function: DNA-binding transcription factor activity, RNA polymerase II-specific; RNA polymerase II cis-regulatory region sequence-specific DNA binding.